Pseudocercospora fijiensis CIRAD86 is the source of this 1470-nucleotide messenger RNA. RefSeq lists its product as uncharacterized. Gene Ontology annotation, molecular function: oxidoreductase activity. Gene Ontology annotation, cellular component: cytoplasm. The transcript has a single exon. Bases 1 to 1470 code for a protein of 489 amino acids. The record is from RefSeq and is a predicted model, not a curated record. NCBI's taxonomy places the organism in Eukaryota, Fungi, Ascomycota, Dothideomycetes, Mycosphaerellales, Mycosphaerellaceae.
AUGUCUCGAGAAGAGCCAAAGCUUCCAAAGCAACGUGAGCCAUGCGAUCUGCCAACGAAAGAUUCGACCAAGUCAUUCUGGCACACAGAGCCCUCUGCGCUCCUCCUUGGCCAUCGUUCGACUCGCAAUCUCCCUGAGACGGCGGAUGUCGUGAUCAUUGGCAGCGGCAUCACUGGAGCAUCGAUUGCCCAUCACUUGCUCACAGCAGAGAAUAAAAGCAAGCCCAAAGUUGUGCUUCUCGAGGCCCGGGAAGCGUGCUGGGGCGCGACGGGGCGCAAUGGAGGUCACUGUCAGCCCAUCUUCUUCGAACACCCCCAUGAUCCGACCAUUGGCCGCUUCGAGCUUCAGACAUUCUACGCUCUCCAGACUUUGAUCAAGGCAGAACAUAUCGACUGUGAAUUUGUCGCCCAGCCUGGCGUUCGGGCGAUCUAUUCUCGCAGUCAUCUCAACGACGCCGAACUCGCGCUGUUAGCAAUGAAAGACACGGCGCCUGACCUCUCCGCAAUGAUGAAGCUCGUGACCGAUCGAGACGAACUCAACGCUCUACGAAUCCCAACAGCACUCGGAGCAAUCGUCACAGACGUAGCUGCAAGAAUGUGGCCCUACAAAUUCGUCUCCCACAUUCUCGAGAGCCUCCUCACAAGCAACAAACUAUCUGGAAGCUUCAACCUCCAAACCCUAACCCCAGUAACCAAGCUCGAAGAUUACUCCUCUCACAUCACAGUCCACACCAAGCGCGGUACCAUCAAAGCCUCCCGCGUGAUCCUCGCAACAAACGCCUACACCUCGCACCUCCUUCCCACCUUCUCCGACCUAAUUGUCCCCUGCCGGGGCCAGAUGUCCUCUCUAAUUCCCUUCCCCUCCGUCUCAGGCGAAAGCCGUCUAAAAGCCUCUCUCGCCUUCCUCGGCGAAGGCUUAGACGACUACUUAAUACAACGCCCCAACGAAAAAGGAGGCCACCUAAUGUUCGGAGGCGGGCGCCAACACGGAAAAUCCAUCGGCGUCACAGACGACUCCUUCAUCGACGAAGAGACCGGAAAAUACUUACGAACCCGUCUUGUCGAAGCUCUAAACCUUCCAGAAGGCGGAGCGCUUGAAGCUACGCAUAUGUGGACUGGAAUUAUGGGUUUCUCCAGAGAUUCAUAUCCUUGGGUUGGAAAAGUUCCGGAUUUGAACAACGUUUAUAUCGCCGCGGGGUUUACGGGACAUGGUAUGCCUAAUACUUGGUUGAGCGGGAAGGCUAUUGCGGUCAUGGUUGGGAAGGAUCUUGACGGGGUUGUUGGAGAGGAUGAGCAAGUUGAAAUUGCGAGGAAGGAGACGGGGUUGCCGGAGUGUUAUGUUGUGACGAGGGAGAGGAUGGAGGCUGCGUUGGAGUUGGAGGACGUGGAGAGUCAAGACUGGGCUGAGAUGGAGCGGGGAAGGAGAGGGAGAUCGGACGCUAGGCAGAGAGUGGUGAGUGGGUUUGCUUGA